UCACAAGUGUUCUUUGGAUGGAUGAAGCUAGCUAGUUAAUCCAUUAUUACGUGUAAUAACCUUAGCUUUUUGUUCGGUUUCCCAGAAGCUGCCCACAUUCACUCGCGAGGUGGGUUGCCAGACUGAUCCCCCGAAAAGGAGAACUGUUUCCACACAGCUUGGAACUCACACUCUGCUGCACAACUGUGUCAAAAGUCAAGCUACACAGGUCAGUGUUGCCACUGCAAGCAUUGGUGUUGGGAGCAAUGCGAUUUCUCCCCUGGUCCUACCCAUCCUGACCUCAACACCAGAAAAGCAUGGCACAGCAGACUCUCCUCCCUCCAAACGGCCCCGUGUAUAUUGUGAUGACUCCAUCGAAGUCCCAGAAGAUGACGACUCUACCUACAAUCCUGGAGACUCUGUCGUGACCGAGUCCACAAUUCUAUCUCAAUCCCCAGCAUCAAUUCAUGAGACACCCAAAUAUAUAGUCUUCGAGGACUGUCUCAUGACGUUAUUUGAGACAUGCCCGACAUGCCGCAUGAGGUGCCAGGUCCAGAAGAUUGUGCGGGGGACCUUCUUGUCUGUUGACCAGAGUUGCCUACACUGCCUCUACAACAGAAAGUGGAUGAGCCAGCCGCUUCUUGGAAGCACACCUGCUGGCAAUCUGCAGCUGUCUGCAGCCAUCCUCUUCUCAGGAUCAUCAUUCAUUCAAACAAAUAAGGUACUGAACACAAUGCGAGUGAAGACGAUCAGCAGUGCCACCUUCCAUGUCCAUGCCCGCUCAUACCUGCAGCCAACCAUUUUCUACAAAUGGAAGACAGACCAGGAGGAGCUGCUGCAGUCACUGAGGCAGAAGGAGACGGUUUCUUUUGCUGGGGACAUGAGGGCAGACUCUCCUGGGCAUUCAGCCAAGUAUGGAUGCUACUCCAUGAUGGAGCUGGACAGCAAUGUCAUUGUAGACAUUCAGAUGGUCCAGAGCAACGAGGUGGGCGGCAGUGGCAGGAUGGAGAAGGAGGGUCUGAAAAGGAGCCUGCAGUUCCUUGAGGAGUCUGGUCUGACUGUGGGAUGCCUUGUCACGGACAGACACCCUCAAAUCCAGAAAUACAUCAGAGAAGAGAAGCCUGCAGUGAUUCACUACUAUGACGUUUGGCAUGUGGCAAAAAGUAUGACCAAUUAUCUCUUUAAAAAAUAUAUAUAUUUUCUUUGAGUAUCCCACUUGUAAUUACAGCUUGGUCAAGCUUUUGCAUUCUAUUUCCAAGUCAGAAAUGUAGAUGUUUCUAGUUUACCACCCUAAUGUAGCAUUAAACCUAAUGUAUGCCAUGCAGAUGUCAUAAUGUACCCUAUGAUUUGCUAUUUUUAUGUUCAUAUU
Molecule: messenger RNA, 1348 nt
Organism: Anguilla rostrata (American eel)
Lineage: Eukaryota; Metazoa; Chordata; Actinopteri; Anguilliformes; Anguillidae
Exons: 5
Coding region: 485-1186 (233 amino acids)
Source: RefSeq, a predicted model, not a curated record